AUGGCCAGUAAUAGUACCGUCAGUCUUCAAAGUGGAUUGAAAAAGGCUAAUGGCAACGAAUCUACUGAUCAAAUAUCGGUUAGUUCUAAAUCCACGGCUGCCAGUGCCAGUGGGUCUAUUCUGAAGAAAGGAUUGAUUAAACGUCAUACUCCCUUCGAGAAACCAAUAUUUCCUAUUAAGGAGCCGGAUUUUGAUCUCACUGAAGAACAACAAGCUCAAUAUGACGCUGUUUUAAAGCAUUUUCAAGAGUACAUCAAGACGGAGAUCCCUGUGAAUGAUCAGCCUAAAGCUGCAACACAUGCCGUGCUUGAUGUUGAGAAAUCUUGGCUAACCAAGGAAUGUUUCUUGAGAUACUUGAGAGCUACCAAAUGGAAAACCGAUGCGGCCAUAAAGAGAAUUGAAGAAUCAUUAAUUUGGAGAAGAACAUUUGGGGUAGUUUACAUUGAAGGUCACACUGAUGAAGCCAAAAAACUCACUCCGGAAUUAGUUGAACCAGAGAAUUUAACUGGUAAGAAUUUGAUUGUUGGUUAUGAUAACGAUAAUAGACCCUGUCUUUAUUUAAGAAACGGAUACCAAAACACUUCUCCCUCUUUAAAACAGGUUCAACAUUUGGUUUUCAUGUUGGAAAAAGUCAUUCAAUUCAUGCCUCCUGGUCAAGAUACUUUGGCUUUAUUGAUUGAUUUCAAAGCUGCACCAGCUCAUAUGAACUUAUCUUCUAAGUUCCCGUCAUUAAGUAUAUCAAAACAAGUUUUGCAUAUUUUACAAAAUCAUUACCCAGAAAGAUUGGGUAGAGGCUUAUUCACUAAUAUUCCUUGGAUUGGUUACACUUUUUUCAAAGUCGUGGGUCCAUUUAUCGAUCCUUAUACUAGACUGAAGACCAUUUAUGAUCAACCUUUUGAAAAUUAUGUUCCUAAAGAACAAUUGGAUAAAGAAUUUAAUGGUAUUUUGGACUUUGAGUAUGUUCAUGACGUCUACUGGAAAGAACUUAAUUCUUUAGCGGAUAAAAAAUCUGCCAUUUAUAUGAAGAAUUUCGAAAAAUUGGGUGGUAGUAUCGGAUUAAGUGAAUACCAUUUAAGAUUAGAAAAUAUAGAAACCAAUUAA
Hyphopichia burtonii NRRL Y-1933 is the source of this 1101-nucleotide messenger RNA. It is a transcript of the gene PDR17, whose product is annotated as Pdr17p. The transcript has a single exon. NCBI's taxonomy places the organism in Eukaryota, Fungi, Ascomycota, Pichiomycetes, Serinales, Debaryomycetaceae. The coding region runs from base 1 to 1101 and encodes 366 amino acids. The record is from RefSeq and is a predicted model, not a curated record. Gene Ontology annotation, molecular function: phosphatidylinositol transfer activity.